AUGAGUCAGUGCACAGAAGACACGAGAACAAUUCGUUAAUUUAAAGAGUCAUUAAAAAACGAUUCCUCCACGAACGAAACACAACUAGUGCUGUGAGUAAACUUCAUCCGUCUAGCGCUUCGCUGAUUAGUGACUGGCAUUACCUUAAUCUAAGAAACACGCCCGUAAGAAGAUCAGACGACAACCCUGAUAACGAAACCACAACAUGCGAAUUAUCCACUAUUAUAGGCUACGCCUUAAAGUCCUAAGUCUUGAUGGGUGUAAGGAUGCUGCUACACGUUGUCAAUAAUCAAUGAAGCGUUUGAAUGAUCUCCUGUCCUCGUCUCCUCCCCUCAGACGCGCUGCGCAUCAUCCAGCGCUCGCGCUCCCUCACUCCAGCACUCGCGCUUCCCAAGAGCGCGUCUUAUCUGAGCUCAGCGGACGCGUCAUUUAACGCCAACAUCUCGGUCAUUCAUCUUUGGCAGAGCGAGACAAACGCAGGCGAGAGGAGGAGAGGAAUACGCACACUUCACGUAGACAGAAACGCGAGACAAGGUCGACGCGGGCGCGUGUGUUUUGCGCUCUCUCCGCGCGUUGGAUUGUAAGGGUCUUAAAUCUGGAGGCGAGGACCCAGGGAUGAGCCUGCUGUCGGGGGGCUUCGGCAUGGCGGGCUGGGGCUUCGGUUGGGCUCUGCUGCUGCUGCUCGCGCUCUGGAGGCCCGGUGCCGCUUGUCCGGAGCUCUGCACGUGCACCGGCGCGCGGAUCUCGUGCGUGGAUGCGGAGCGCAGCAUUAUGGCUUUUCCCAUGCUACAGUCCGAGGCAGAGAUGGAGAACAUCACAGACAUAUACAUUGCAAAUCAAAGCAGCUUCAAAUCCAUUAAUGAAAAAGAUCUCGACUCGUAUCACAACCUCAGAAAUUUAACUGUAACAAACACGAGGCUGGCGUAUAUUUCAAGGCAGGCCUUUCAGAGCAACCCGAAACUACAAUAUCUGAAUCUCAAAGAGAAUAAUUUGUCCAAUCUAUCCUGGAGGACGUUUCGUCAUUUAAACAUUUCAUACCUGUUGCUGGCUGGCAAUCCUUUGCAGUGCAUAUGUGAAAACGUGUGGCUGAAGCAGUGGAGAGGAGAGGAGGCCGAGGACCUGCUGUGUGUGGAGGAGGGAGGAAUGAGGAUAGCGCUGUCUACGCUCACACUGCCUAACUGUGUUCUCCCCACUGUGACUCUGAAACCCACUAAAGUGACCAUGCAGAAAGGGUUAAAUGUGACGCUGAUGUGCAACACCUCAGGAACGCCCACACCUACUCUGAACUGGACCACCUGCAAAUUAAAUUCAACGUACGAGCACGAGCGCUCAGGUCAGAUGUCAGAGCUCAGACUCGUGAAUGUCUCUUCCCUGGACAACGGAUGCAAAAUCACCUGCAGGUCUGAGAACAUGGUGGGAGAGGCUGAGGCCUCUGUGGAUCUGGACAUACUGUUUCAACCUGCAAUCAGCAAGCUGAUGGAUGCAGUCUCAGACCACCACUGGUGCAUUCCCUUCAGCGUGUCAGGCAACCCAGAGCCUAAACUGAGCUGGUUAUUAAACGGCAAACCCGUGGAGGAGGGCCCCUUUAUCCGCACCAUGAUCCACGAUUACUCAGAGGGCGAGUACCACGGGUGCUUACACCUGGAUAGUCCCACACACAUCAACAAUGGAAAAUACACACUGCUGGCCAGUAAUAGAUAUGGAGAGGACCGCAAGGCAGUAUUUGCGCAUUUCAUGCACGAGCCUUGGAAUGAAUCAGUUACUGAUCCGCUGUAUUAUGAUCCCACUACAGAUGACACUCCUCUUGGACAGCCAGAGGACAAAGUCGCUGUGUACGUGGUCGUGGGAAUUGCGGCGGUCACAUUCACAGGCUUCAUCUUGAUGCUCGUCAUUCUGAAAUUUGGACGCAACUCAAAGUUUGGAAUCAAAGGUCCUUCCUCAGUCAUCAGUAAUGACGAUGACUCUGCCAGUCCUCUUCAUCAUGUGUCCAACGGCUCUAAUACACCCUCGUCCUCUGACAUGAACGCGGACGCCGUCAUCAUUGGCAUGACCAAGAUUCCCGUCAUAGAGAACCCGCAGUACUUCCGCAGCACCAACAGUCUGCUCAAAUCUGAUACAUUUGUUCAGCACAUUAAGAGGCAUAACAUUGUACUGAAAAGGGAACUUGGAGAAGGAGCGUUUGGGAAAGUGUUUCUGGCCGAAUGCUACAACCUGUCCACAGACCAGGAGAAGAUCUUAGUGGCUGUUAAGACUUUGAAAGAGGCCAGUGAGAAUGCCAGGAAGGACUUCCAUCGUGAGGCAGAGUUGUUGACCAAUCUGCAGCAUGAACACAUCGUCACAUUCUACGGCGUGUGUGUGGAGAGCGAUCCCCUUAUUAUGGUGUUUGAGUACAUGAAACACGGUGACCUCAACAAGUUCCUUAGGGCUCAUGGUCCUGAUGCAGUCCUGAUGGCUGAUGGACAGGUGCAGCAGCAGGCAGAGCUCACUCAGUCUCAGAUGCUGCAUAUUGCGCAACAGAUCGCCGCAGGCAUGGUGUAUCUGGCUUCCCAGCACUUUGUUCACAGAGACCUGGCCACACGAAACUGCCUAGUCGGGGAGAAUCUCCUUGUGAAGAUCGGAGACUUUGGGAUGUCCCGAGACGUCUACAGUACGGAUUACUAUAGGGUUGGAGGUCAUACCAUGCUGCCAAUCCGUUGGAUGCCACCAGAAAGUAUCAUGUAUAGAAAGUUCACCACGGAGAGUGAUGUCUGGAGUUUGGGAGUGGUGCUGUGGGAGAUCUUUACCUACGGGAAACAGCCCUGGUAUCAGCUGUCAAAUAAUGAGGUGAUUGAGUGUAUCACCCAAGGUCGUGUACUGCAGCGACCCCGGACCUGUCCAAAGGAGGUGUAUGACUUGAUGCUGGGAUGCUGGCAGAGAGAACCACACGCCCGACUCAACAUUAAAGAGAUUCAUAACCUACUCCUCAACCUGGCCAAGGCAUCACCAGUGUAUCUGGACAUCCUGGGAUAAGAGAGCUCGUGCCGCGUGUGGGACUGCGAGUGGAUUCCUGAAACUGCCCCCUCCUCUAUCCCACCCAAAAUCGCUUUCUUCUACAGCUUUAACAUCUCCUUCCUUGUCCACCUCCUCGUCAACUGCACCUCUUCUCAAUAUAAAAUGGAAAUGGGAUCUUGUCCAUGUACAAUGACUACGAAUGAUGUAUUUCUGAAUAAAAAUGGAUUGAGUGGAAAGAGCCACAUUGAAGUGACUAUAGUUUAGUUACCAAGAACCAAAUUUCCAACCAUCCUCAACAUCUGGAGCAAGUUCACACCUGUAAAUUCCAAUUUGGGAAAAAUGUAUUCGGGACUUGAGGAAGGGUGUCCCUCUUAACAACAAAGUGGAAACAGCAGCUCCACAAACAAUGACCAAACACAAAUAAACAGCUUUUCUCCCCAUCAGAUGGAUUUGGUCCUGUCGGCUCCCACCUGUUUAAUUCUAAAUCCGAUACAAAGCACAGAACCUGAAAUUAGCAUGUUGAUCAACAGUGAGAAACUGCGACUAUAUCUAUACGUAUUCAUGUGUGUUUAUAGAACUGGACGUUACCAACGUAGUUUCAUGGUUGAGCGACUCUAAUUAAAAGCUUCUGGAUGCUGACAGGAUGUUGUUGCUGCCGAACUCAUCUGAAAUGGAGAAGUAACUCACUAAAAUGUGUCUGGAUCAUAGGCGUUAUUUAAAGUGGGACCCGUCCCCACCACUUUCGCCAUGGCCAAUUUUGUCCCUCCAUUUCCACCAAUUUUGUCCUACCACUUUAUGAAAUGGCUUGCAGCAGGGUCAUGACAAGUUCAGUGGACGCAUCUCCAAUUGUCAAGCAAGGGUUUUCAUUUUGCUAGUAUGAGUAGAGAUCUGGUGAUUGAAUUAUUUAUGAUGUAUGAUUUUUGGACAUUUCUACACAUAAUGUCACAUUUGACUUUUGACUUGAGCAGAUACUCUACUACUGACCCGAUUUCCAUAUCAAUGCUUCAUAUUUAUAAGAUCAAGUUCAAUUAUUUGUGCAUAACCUUAUUAAUAUUCAUAAGCUAAGCCUUCACCCUUUUGUGACGUCACAACCAGCGUGUCUGUUUUCUGCACCUGUGUCCACCACAAAAUCAACACCCAUUGCCUCCAGGUUGUAGACGCUGUUCGCUAUUGAGGGCUAGAUGGAAUCAUUUGAGACGAUGCCGUGCCUCAGUACCGUCAGCUUGCUUUUCUUACAGGAGCUUAAUUAUGCAGAGUGCCCGAUUAUGAUGGUGCGGGCUAAAUUACGACCUUUCUUUCUCUCUUUCUCGUUCGCCAUGUUUUACUACUGAGUGGACGCACUAAUGUAGUACUCAAGCUUCGGGUUGUACAACUGCUAUAGUGUAAUAUAUAUUUCAUUACAAGACAAAUGUCUCCUAUUAGCAGCAACUCCCUCUAGACUCAUAUGCGCUAUCAGUGGGGAAAAGAGGAGAGACGGGAGGGGACAGGAUGGAGAGAAUGAGACGAGGGGAGGAAAAUAAUGUUAAACAGAGAUAAACAUGAGUCACCUCACUUUAAAACCCACAUUUCUUCUUCCUUUUAUCGUACAUAAAUGAUUAUAUCUAUUUAUCACUAUAGAGAUCCUAUCCCAGCAUCCUUUUUGUUUGUGUUCAUUAUUGCACCGUCAGUCCCUUCUCCCAUGGGAGACUUUGCACACUAGACUCAAUGCCGUGAAUUUGUCAGCAAAAAUCUUCCAAUCAAUUCAGUUUUUGAGCAGAAAAUCCCAAAAAUCGUUUAAGUUUGGAGUUAAUUAAUUAAUUAAUUUAUUUAUUUUUUGGAAUAAGAAUUGUAAUCUUUAAGAUAUGUAACUUAUGACUUAAUAUUUUAUUUAUUUUGUACUUAAUGUGAAGCAUUUUUGUUUUUGACUUUUGCCUGUAAAUGAUUUUAUGUAAAAAUAAUUAUUCUUAUAUUUUUUUCAUAUUGCUUGGGAGUGAAUAUAGAGGUGGUUUCUGGGUUGAUGGAAUGGGAUGUAUUAAUGGGAGAAAAAAAAGACAGAAAGAUUACAUAUUUUGGAUGAACAAUGAGAAAACUCCAGGUUAGAUGUUCAGGUUACAUUCACAAUAAAGAAGCCUAAUUCCGAAUUGCGGCCAUUUUUUCAUGAUCAUUAAGAACAUUUUCUCCACAAAUUCUCUUUGACAAUGUAUUUUCCUUUUUUUGUGAAAUUUCCAUUAUUCUCAAUGGUAAUUCUCAUUACUGUAAUAGUCAUUUUUACUGUAGAACAAUGUCUUUAUUUAAAUUUGCAUCAUUUAAUUUGCACAAUAUUUUACCAUUUGAAUGUCAUUACUUUUUUCUCAUUACAGUGAUAGCUAGGAUUUUUUUAUGUUAUAUGGCAAUGGGGUAAAAUGUGCUUAAUUGUCAUGAAAAUAAUGCAAAAAUGCAAUUCCUUUGUUUUUCAAUGUUUUCAUCGUGAAACAGAUGGAAAAUAUUGUUUGAGAUACAAAUAUGAGUUUCCGUGUUUCAGAUUAGUCUUGCCUUACACAAAAAUCUCCGAUUGUCCUGCGACAGAACAAUAAACUGUGACUGCAUAUCAAACACCUUCCUCUACAUGUACAGAACUUCUUCUGAUGUUUCAGAAUGUCUAUAAGCUAAACUACCUUAAACAUUAUUACACACAUACAGUAUAUCAUUGUGUGACACUGAAACAACUUGCCUUUUCUGUUGACACCACCAGUCACCAAUUUAUAUUAGUAAAAUGGCUUUCAAAGGCUGUUUCAUGUUGACUUCAAGUCCAAAACUGGGAUACUUCCUCCCUUUUCUUAAUACUUUUUAACAUAAGCCUAUUGACACCUGGAAAGAAGAUUUCUGCAGAGUAUCAAGUAGUGUGAUAAUUUCAUUUAUGGAAUUAUGUUAUACGUUCAGUUACAAAAGUACAAUCAGAUGUCCUCGUCUGUAUGAAAUAUAUGGACCAGUCAAGUUGUCCGCCAUUGUAUUUAAUAAAAGUGUAAUGUCUUACCUCAUAAUGA
Molecule: messenger RNA, 5993 nt
Organism: Onychostoma macrolepis
Lineage: Eukaryota; Metazoa; Chordata; Actinopteri; Cypriniformes; Cyprinidae
Gene: ntrk2a
Product: neurotrophic tyrosine kinase, receptor, type 2a
Exons: 18
Coding region: 616-3009 (797 amino acids)
Biological process (GO): trans-synaptic signaling by neuropeptide, modulating synaptic transmission; protein phosphorylation; multicellular organism development
Cellular component (GO): axon; plasma membrane; signaling receptor complex
Molecular function (GO): brain-derived neurotrophic factor receptor activity; ATP binding; brain-derived neurotrophic factor binding
Source: RefSeq, a predicted model, not a curated record